AUGGGAAGCUUUCAUCGCCGGACUUUUUCUUACGAUAAGCUUCCGAGCGUGCCCAUUAGGCUCUCCGUUCUCAAGCUAGAUGGCUCAACCUUUGAUGUUUACGUAUUGAGCUCGGCGACCGUUGGUGAUCUCAAGCUUGCCAUAGAGACUGCCUUCAGCCACGUCCCCAAGAAAGGACCCUCCAAGAUCUCAUGGUCACACGUGUGGGGGCAUUUCUGUCUGUGUUUUGGGGGUCAGAAGUUAGUCACCGAUACGGAUUGCAUUGGUCUCUAUGGGAUGAAGGACGGGGAUGAGGUAAGGUUCAAGAACCAUGUAUCGGGCAAUGUGGUUUUGAGCAAGGGAUAUUCUAGGAAAUCCAAACAAAAGAAUUCAGAGAAGGUAGUAGGGCCAAAGGAUGAAUAUUAUGAGGAAAUGAAGAGAAUUGAGGAGACUGAUAAUGACUCUUGGGAAGAUCUCGAGAAAGGAAGCUUCGUGAGGUAUUCAGAUGAUGACUUAGAAGCUUCUCCAGGGGAAAGCAGGUCUUGUCUAACCACGGUCCGAGGUUGCUGUUUUGUUUGGGGUUUAAAGGAGCUUCUUGGGUUUGGCAAUGACAAAGGCUAUUACUCUUUGAGAGACACUUGGAGAGACGAUUGA
Molecule: messenger RNA, 633 nt
Organism: Arabis nemorensis
Lineage: Eukaryota; Viridiplantae; Streptophyta; Magnoliopsida; Brassicales; Brassicaceae
Source: the annotation of a GenBank genome assembly